Molecule: messenger RNA, 840 nt
Organism: Letharia lupina
Lineage: Eukaryota; Fungi; Ascomycota; Lecanoromycetes; Lecanorales; Parmeliaceae
Exons: 1
Coding region: 1-840 (279 amino acids)
Source: RefSeq, a predicted model, not a curated record
AUGAGGCUUUUUCCUCGCUCUAUCCUGGGGUCCUUGGGAUCCGUCACAUCGCCCAAGAAGGGGAAAGACAAGGGAGCCGGACAAGACGCCGCGGCACCAAGUGUGCCAGGAGCAGGUAAAGACAUACCAACACCCAGUAUUCCGGGUGUGGGCAAUGACCUGCCAACCCCUAGUGUGCCAGGGAUCGCUAACGACAUACCGACACCGAAUGUCACCGAUCUCCACAAGGACUCACCCACAUCUAGCGCCGCUGGAGCCGCAAAGGGUACACCGGUCCCCAGUGCUGCAGGCGCGGAGUCAGCAAGCGAUAGAAAUGUGAACCCGUCUAUAUUCACCACAUUUGUCACUGUCUCUGUCACAGAUAUCAGUACAGUAACUAGUGCAGAUGUCACAGUGACCAUUGUACAGCACGACUUGGCCACCGUGGCGACCACCGCGCCAACCACCGUUACGGUAAUACAACAUACUCUACCAACGACUGUCGCAACCACAAUCGUCAAGACUAAAUCCGUAACACCGUCUACCGAGCAUAUCGCAGCCGCGCACUCGACCGCGCCGCUCCCGCCAGCAGUAGCCGCAAUGCCAACUGCAAAGAAGCACGUUGAUCUCGCAGUGGUCUUAUCGAUGAUUUUUGGGUUGAUCACCUUGGGCCUCUUGGGCGCCGUUUACCUUUUGGUGACGAGGUCCCGCCGUCGCGCGGCGAAAGCAAAGCAGACGACCGGCAUGAAGACGUAUGCGGAGGAAUUCGAAUGGCCUCGGCAGCGACCUGUAGAAAUGGAUGGUAUCAAGAGGAAUGAUGAAUGGGGCCCGGUACAGAAGCAUGCACGGGGCGUAGUGUAA